UGAAUCUCUUUCUCACCGGGAGGCUCAGCAGCGCAGUUCCUGCCUUUGCUGCCUGCAGCGGGAAGCUGGAGCAGCACACAGAACGGCGUGGUGUCAUCUACAGCCCGGCCUGGCCCCUCAACUACCCACCAGGCACCAACUGCAGCUGGUACAUCCAGGGGGACCGCGGGGACAUGAUCACCAUCAGUUUCCGUAACUUUGAUGUGGAGGAGUCCCACCAGUGCUCCCUGGAUUGGCUCCUGCUUGGCCCUGCAGCCCCGCCUCGCCAGGAAGCCUUCCGGCUCUGCGGCUCUGCCAUCCCUCCCGCCUUCAUCUCUGCCCGUGACCACGUCUGGAUCUUCUUCCACUCAGAUGCCUCCAGCUCUGGCCAGGCCCAGGGCUUCCGCCUCUCCUACAUCCGAGGGAAGCUGGGCCAAGUGUCCUGCCAGGCAGAUGAGUUCCGCUGUGACAACGGCAAGUGUCUGCCGGGCCCAUGGCAGUGCAACACUGUGGAUGAGUGUGGAGAUGGCUCUGAUGAAGGCAACUGUUCAGCGCCCGCCUCUGAGCCACCGGGCAGCCUGUGCCCCGGGGGUACCUUCCCCUGCAGCGGGGCACGCUCCACGCGCUGUCUGCCGGUGGAGCGGCGCUGUGAUGGCACCCAGGACUGUGGUGAUGGCUCUGAUGAGGCUGGCUGCCCUGACCUGGCGUGUGGCCGGCGGCUGGGCAGCUUCUAUGGCUCCUUUGCUUCCCCGGACCUGUUUGGUGCCGCCCGAGGGCCCUCGGACCUUCACUGCACGUGGCUGGUGGACACGCAGGAUCCUCGGCGCGUGCUGCUGCAGCUGGAGCUACGGCUGGGUUACGACGACUACGUGCAGGUGUAUGAGGGCUUGGGUGAGCGUGGGGACCGCCUGCUGCAGACGCUGUCCUACCGCAGCAAUCACCGGCCAGUUAGCCUCGAGGCCGCGCAGGGCCGCCUCACCGUGGCCUACCAUGCCCGUGCCCGCAGCGCCGGCCACGGCUUCAACGCCACCUACCAGGUGAAGGGCUACUGCCUCCCCUGGGAGCAGCCAUGUGGGAGCAGCAGUGAAGGGGACAGUGGUGGCUCGGGGGACCAGGGCUGCUUCUCAGAGCCACAGCGCUGCGAUGGUUGGUGGCACUGCGCCAGCGGCCGGGAUGAGCAGGGCUGCCCUGCCUGCCCGCCUGACCAGUACCCCUGUGAGGGCGGCAGUGGCCUGUGCUACGCACCCGCUGACCGCUGCAACAACCAGAAAAGCUGCCCUGAUGGUGCUGAUGAGAAGAACUGCUUCUCCUGCCAGCCUGGCACCUUCCACUGUGGCACCAACCUGUGCAUCUUUGAGACGUGGCGCUGUGACGGCCAGGAGGACUGCCAGGACGGCAGCGAUGAGCACGGCUGCCUGGCCGCCGUGCCCCGCAAGGUCAUCACCGCUGCACUCAUCGGCAGCCUGGUGUGUGGCCUGCUGCUGGUCAUCGCCCUGGGCUGUGCCUUCAAGCUCUACUCCCUGCGCACGCAGGAGUACAGGGCCUUUGAGACCCAGAUGACACGCCUAGAGGCCGAGUUUGUGCGGCGGGAGGCGCCCCCAUCCUAUGGCCAGCUUAUCGCACAGGGCCUCAUUCCGCCUGUGGAGGACUUUCCUGUCUACAGUGCAUCCCAGGCCUCCGUGCUGCAGAACCUUCGCACAGCCAUGCGACGACAGAUGAGGCGACAUGCCUCCCGCCGGGGCCCCUCCCGCCGCAGGCUCGGCCGUCUCUGGAACCGGCUGUUUCACCGGCCACGGGCACCCCGAGGCCAGAUACCACUGCUGACUGCUGCGCGCACCUCACAGACAGUGCUGGGAGAUGGGCUUCUCCAGCCUGGGCCAGGGGCCACGCCAGACCCCUCAGCCCCCCACACGGACACAGGCAGCCCCAGAGCACCUGGGGAUGGGCCUCCCAGUGCCCCUGGCCGUGCACCAGAGGUGGGACCUUCAAUGCCCUUGCCCUCAGGCCUGCAGGACCCAGAGUACAGGGUUGUGGACAGGGACAGAAAAGCCUGCAGGGACCCUCUGGUGGACAGCCUGGCCACUGUGGACACAGCUCCUGACUCUUGCUCCGCCCAGGAACCCCAGCCCCAGGCUCCCACAGCCAGCAGCACUCAAGGCCCCAACUCAGCAGAGCCGCUGGGGGUCUGCCGGAGCCCCCUGCCACCCUGUUCCCCAAUGUUGGAGGCCAGCGACGAUGAGGCCCUGCUGGUCUGCUGACCCACAGGACACGCUGGUGACUGCCACCGCCCCGCUUUGUAACCAGGGAAUACACAGUUGUUUCUACCCUG
This is a messenger RNA of Chinchilla lanigera (long-tailed chinchilla), 2308 nucleotides long. It is a transcript of the gene Lrp3, whose product is annotated as low density lipoprotein receptor-related protein 3. Gene Ontology annotation, molecular function: protein binding. NCBI's taxonomy places the organism in Eukaryota, Metazoa, Chordata, Mammalia, Rodentia, Chinchillidae. The record is from RefSeq and is a predicted model, not a curated record. Gene Ontology annotation, cellular component: plasma membrane.